AUGGAGAAGACAGGGCAGAAGAGCCCCGGCUUCUUGCCUCCCUUCCAGCACUUCGCGACGCAGGCCAUCCACGUGGGGCAGGAGCCCGAACAAUGGAACUCCAUGGCCGUGGUGCCCCCCAUUUCCCUCUCGACCACCUUCAAGCAGCGCGCGCCGGGAGAGCACUGCGGUUUUGAGUACAGCCGUUGUGGAAAUCCUACUCGAGAUUGCUUGGAAAAGGCUGUGGCAGCACUGGAUGGCGCAAAGUAUUGCUUAGCGUUUGCUUCUGGAUUAGCAGCUACACUGAAUAUUGUACAUCUAUUAAAAGCAGGAGAUACUAUUAUAUGCACAGAUGAUGUCUAUGGAGGAACAAAAAGGUAUUUCCGGACGAUAGCAUCAGAGUUGGGUCUGAAGGCGGUUUUUGUUGAUUGUACCAAACUGGAAUGCCUUAAAGCUGCAAUCACUCCAGAAACUAAGCUUGUUUGGAUUGAGACACCCACAAAUCCAUUGAUGAAAGUGAUUGAUAUUCAAGGAUGUGCAGAUAUUGUCCAUAAGCAUAAAGGCGUUCUCUUAGCAAUCGACAAUACUUUUAUGUCUGCAUAUUUCCAGCGUCCCUUGUCUUUGGGGGCAGACAUUUGUAUGUACUCAGCGACUAAGUACAUGAAUGGGCACAGCGAUGUUGUAAUGGGACUAGUGUCAGUAAACGACAGUGAUCUCUACGAAAGACUCAAACUCUUACAGUAUGCCCUUGGAGCAGUUCCAUCUCCUUUUGAUGCCUACCUUUGCAAUCGAGGCUUAAAGACACUGCCAAUCCGCAUGAAGCAACAUUUCCACAAUGCGCUGGUGAUUGCUCGAUACCUCGAGUCUGAUCCCAGAGUGGAAAGGGUCAUGUUUCCUGGAUUGGCCUCCCACCCGCAAUUUGAGCUGAUGAAACGUCAGGCCACAGGCUGCCCAGGAAUGAUUUCCUUCUACAUUAAAGGAAACCUUGAACGUGCCACUACAUUUCUCAAAAACAUAAAGCUUUUUGCACUGGCUGAAAGUCUGGGAGGAUAUGAAAGCCUGGCAGAGCAUCCCGCCAUCAUGACUCAUGCCUCCGUUCCAAAGGAAGAAAGAGAAGCCAUCGGAAUCUCGGAUACAUUAAUUCGCUUGUCUAUCGGCUUAGAAGACUGUGAAGAUUUACUGGAAGAUCUGGACCAAGCACUGAAAGCAGCAUUUCCUGAUUAUAAAGUCCGUAACUAGGAGACUUGAUUUCUCUGCAUCUGCAAUAUAAGGAAAAGGAACCGAAAAGCUGCGCUGCUCAUGAAUUUUCCGUGAUUCAGUUUCUUAGAAAUGAAAAUUUAUCU
Molecule: messenger RNA, 1322 nt
Organism: Euleptes europaea (tarantolino)
Lineage: Eukaryota; Metazoa; Chordata; Lepidosauria; Squamata; Sphaerodactylidae
Gene: CTH
Product: cystathionine gamma-lyase
Exons: 12
Coding region: 1-1218 (405 amino acids)
Biological process (GO): transsulfuration
Cellular component (GO): cytoplasm
Molecular function (GO): pyridoxal phosphate binding; cystathionine gamma-lyase activity
Source: RefSeq, a predicted model, not a curated record